Drosophila hydei is the source of this 878-nucleotide messenger RNA. Its product is annotated as low molecular weight phosphotyrosine protein phosphatase 1. Gene Ontology annotation, biological process: protein dephosphorylation. The coding region runs from base 165 to 875 and encodes 236 amino acids. The transcript is spliced from 4 exons. Gene Ontology annotation, molecular function: protein tyrosine phosphatase activity. Lineage: Eukaryota; Metazoa; Arthropoda; Insecta; Diptera; Drosophilidae. The record is from RefSeq and is a predicted model, not a curated record.
UUUCAACUCAGCAGGCUUGUGAUCCCUAAACCAAUCCCACAAAUCAAGGCAAAAAGUUUUAGCCAAAUAUAAUUUAGGUCAGAUAAACAAUCUUUAAUAUAUCGUAAAACGCGUACUUUUUAAUCCACGGACUAAAUUCUCAGUUAGAACUCUAAACACACAAUAUGACAUUUAAGAAACUACUUUUCGUUUGCAUGGGCAACUCGUGCAGCUCGCCAAUGGCGGAGACCAUUAUGCAGACGCUUAUGGUGAAGACGAGUCUCUACUGGGAGGUAGACAGUGCAGCACUGCGCACCUGGAACAUCGGUAGGCGACCGCACAAACUAUGUCUGCGAGUUCUGCGAGAACAUGGGCUGCGUUCCGAUCACUACUGUCGGCUGCUGACUGUUCAGGACUUCUACUACUUCGAUUACAUCAUAGCCAUGAACGAACACAUUUACAAGGAGCUGCUGCUUUGGGCGGAUGCCAAUCAUAUUCUGCACACAUCACAUGUCAUAAUGCUGGGCGCGUACGGAAAGAAUGGCAAGAGCGUGUCGAUUAUUGAUCUGUCGCCGGCGCGCAAACUUAAAGCGUUCAGAAAUGCGUACUAUCAAAUCAAAGACUGCUGCAAGGAGCUAAUACUGGGUGAACAAGUUAGGAUUGUGCGCUAUGAUGUGCCCAGCACAGAUGAUGAUGAUGAAGAGAAGAUGUUUCAGCUGAACAAUAUAUCACACGAAGACUUCAGUGAAAGACACUAUUCCUUAUUUCCCGAAUGUCGAAAAGGUACUUCAAAACCGACCCACAGUCUGUGUUCAGUGUGUUCUAAAUGUAAGCCCAACUCGAAUGGGCAAAAGCUCUGCCACAAGUGCGGGAAAAAAUUCUUAGCUCAGCUCUGACCG